Messenger RNA from Osmerus eperlanus (European smelt), 5342 nucleotides. RefSeq names its product PDZ domain-containing protein 4-like. Bases 1460 to 4300 code for a protein of 946 amino acids. The record is from RefSeq and is a predicted model, not a curated record. The transcript has 9 exons. NCBI's taxonomy places the organism in Eukaryota, Metazoa, Chordata, Actinopteri, Osmeriformes, Osmeridae. Gene Ontology annotation, molecular function: protein binding.
GCACGAUUCUUUUUAAACUGGACAUUUUUGUGGAUCAUUGUUGCACAGAAAAAAGCUUUGAGGGAAGGAGAGCUGGACCACAGAGACUGUCUGGUUUAGGCUACAGGAUUACGUAUCUGUGUCACAGGGUGGCACUGUCAUUUCAAUUCAUUGUUCGUUUAUAGUCAUGUAAAUGUUUGGGUGGUUAACUGUAUCAAAGAUGCCUCUGUGGUGAUUAGUCACUUGUGGAGUGUUAGGCAUUUCGAUGAAGCUCCAGGCUGCAUCAGAAACCAUGGACCACACCACUCUUUGACUCCAGUCAACAGGUCAACCAAUCCACUGGCCAAUUAGUUCAUUUGACGUCUGACACCUUUCUUUCCCUGACUCUUCACGGACAGAAUACAUGGAGAAACAUGUAAAUACGCUCUAGACAGAAUGUCAGGAGGGUGUCUCAUUGAUUCGGUUGUUGUCUCUCCCUAUUUCCUCAAUGAUGAUCUGAAGGGAGCAGAGAUCAGUGAGUAGGAUGCCUAAUGAAGAAUGCCCCUAGGGAAAUAAGUGGCCCUGCUAAGGGUAAAUAUCAGCCUCAUCCACCCUCUCCUCUCCCCCUUCUUGAUGAAUCUUCUCUGCUUUGAUCCCAAAUCCUCAGACACCUAGGGAAUUCUCCAGGAAUUAUUUGGAAUAGCAUAUGCAAAUGUGUGGACUGAAUUGUUUUUAUGUACACAUCACAGUCUCUAGAGUUUGCUGAAAGAACUACUAUGUUGUUCCCUGAAGGAAAAAGGCUGAGUUUAUGAUGAGGACUAUGAUGAAGAUAAUUCCCACAGGAGGGAAGUGAGAUAAAUAUUGUUUGUCUUCAGAGCAGUAAUUUAAUUUGUCUAGUACUGUGUUUGAUUUAAUAUUUAAACAUACAUUCUUUUGGUCCAUCUACGCUGAUAAUGCUGUUUGAUGUUGAAAUGAGCACAACGAUUUAGAUACAAAAGCACACACUGAUAAUCUGGAUUAAAAAGCACAAGAACUGGAGUGAACCAGCAACUGAACCUGAAACAGAUUACCACAUUUCUGUUUAGGCUCUGUCAUUGACCACAAAAGUCUGUGUGAGGUUUCUUGUUGAUAUCGUAGAACAGAUACCUUGUUUUCAAAAGACUAUCAAGACUCUUCUCUGUGGACUCUAUGGACUCACCCAUCACCAUCUCUGACUGAAACCUCCUUCAGAGCCAGGAUAAAGAACAUUCAGCUACCGACCUUUCCUUGCUAAAGAGAAAUGAGUUUGACUGUUUAUCUGGUUAGAUAAGCUUGACCUUUAAGAAAACCUAAGCUGACUGGAAUCUUCGUGGAGCAUCAUUUCAACCUUCCUGUGCAAGAGACAAGUUGUCACAAGUUGUAGCUCUCUCCCAGACUGAAAACCUCCAGGGCUACCAGGGAGGACCUUUAAGAAGAUCAAAUCAUCUUGGAACUUGUGAAUCUUUGACAUUUUGAGUCCAUCAUGGGGUGCAACAUGUGUGUGGUCAACCGACCAGAGGAGCAGUACCGGGUCAUGUUCCAGAAAGGCUACCUGAGCAACCCUCUGAGGCCUAUGGAUGGACACACCAAGGUCAGGGGAAGGAGGCCAUCUUUGCUGCCUCAGGACAGACCUCCAAACUCCCAAGAACCUUUGCUUCUGCAAGGGGGGCGUAAAGGUCACAGGAGGAAAGCAGGCACAGGGGUGACCUCCUGUGCCCUGGUCGCCAUUCCAGACUGUGUGGACAACGCCACGCAGACGGACAUCAGCUUCCAGAACAUCCUCACCCUAGGACGGGGCUCUCAGCCCCACCCUCCUCCACCGCCACCCUCCCCACCCCUGCCGCACCUCAUGGAGCAGUACACACUCAACCAGUUUGGAACGUUUGACCAGGACUACGACCCCAAUGACUACUUUGACAUCGCUCACCACGAGGUGGAUAGGCAGGAAGAGCUGGAGUAUGAGGAGGUGGAGCUGUACAAGGGCAGCCAGCAGGAGAAGCUGGGGCUGACGGUGUGCUACAGGACGGAUGAUGAAGAGGAUCUAGGCAUAUAUGUGGGAGAGGUCAACCCCAACAGUAUUGCAGCAAAGAACGGCCGAAUUCGAGAGGGAGACAGAAUACUGCAGAUUAAUGGUGUAGACAUCCAGAACAGAGAGGAGGCGGUGGGUAUUCUCACCCAGGAAGACACCACGAACAUCUCACUGCUGCUGGCCAGGCCUGAGAAUCUUGCCGAGCCUGAAGAUGUGGGGUUGGCCUCGCUGCCCCUGGGUAUGAGGGUGGAGGUGUACCCCCACUCCUCCAACCUGCAUAACAUCUACCACCUCCGGAGGGGGCCCCUGUCCUGUCCGGGCUCCCCAGGGGGAGCAGGAGGUCUGGGGGGAGAGGAGGGGGAGACCCCCCCUGGUCUGGGUCUGGGUAACAGCCCGGAGCUGGACAGUGGCGUGGGCCGGACGGACGAGAGCACACGCAACGAGGAGUCGUCCGAGCACGACCUCCUGGCCGACGACCAGACCAGCGCCUGCAACACCAACGCCACCAACACGCCCGGAAGCACACGCAGGCACCGCCCCCUGCCCAGCCCUGGCCACGCCCACCUGCACCGCCACGAGCUCCAGCUCAGCUCGGAUUCGCUGCCGGGCCUGGGGCUGGAUGGCGGAGGUGGGCACCCUCUGAUGAUGAUGAUGAUGAUGCCAGGCCUGACCGAGGAGGAGUGUGAGAGGUACCGAGAGCUGCUGGAGGUCAAGGGUCAGUACGAGAGGAGCGGACGGAAGGAGUUGCAGGGGAAGGAGGGAGGGGGGGAGAGCGCCGGUGCUGAGGGGGAGGCAGAGGGGGAGGAGAGGGCCGAGGGCGGUCAGGAGAAGGAGGGGGAGUCUCCCCCGGAGGGGCUGACGCAGCAUGAGAUGGCCCUGUUGGAGGAGGAGCUGCGCCACCUGGAGUUCAAGUGCCGCAACAUCCUGAGGGCCCAGAAGAUGCAGCAGCUCCGGGAGCGCUGCCUGAAGGCCUGGCUCCUGGAGGAGGAGGCGGCCAGGCGAGGCCACGCCCCCGAGGUGGAAGACCCCGCCCACCACGAGCUGUCCGACAUCAACGAAGCGCCGGAGAGAGAGAGGUCUGACCGGGAGAGCACCAGCGCCUACAACACAGGGGGGGAGAGCUGUCGGAGCACGCCGCUGGUCAGCACCGAGCAGCUCCAGCCCCUUCCUGCUCACGAGGAUGGACAGGGGUCGUGCACCUCCCCUCCCUCGCUCCUCCCUCUCCUCUCCCCCCUCUCCCCCCUCAGCUCCAGCCGCCACCGGGAGCAAAGACGAUCCCCUUUGAACUGCUCCUUUUCCCCCAACAGCUACAGGAAGUUCCAGACUUCCAAUCACAGUCCUACUGCCACCACCAGCCCCGUGCCCAGCCCUAAGUUCCGGUCUCUAAGUCGAGAGGUGGGGUCUCAUAGGGGCAUGGCGGAGGGGGGAUCACCUAGGAGGAGUUACCGGAGUAGCAACAGCGGUGCCCAUAUCAAGUCUGGAGGACACAGUGCAGAGUCAAGCCCUUACUUUCCCCGCAGAAGCCAGGGGCUAGGGGCCGGCCUGGGUGUAGGGGUGGGCACUGGCCCCCUGGAGCGCUACCAGAGCUGCUUGGCCCUGCCCUCCGACUGCCCUGCCCUGCUGGAGCCUGUGGAGCAAGGGAAGGACAGGGGGAGGGAGAGGGCAGAGUGUGAGGAGAGAGGCCCGGCGGCGGGCUGUAGUGCCCCGGCCAGUCCCAGGAGUGUGAGCAGUGCCCCUGCUGGCCCGGAGGCCCACCCCAGCCCUGUGCAUUCCCGCCUGGGCCUGGUGCUGCCUCUGGGCUCCACGUCCCCCAGGAUGGAGUGGAAGGUGAAGAUACGUAGCGAUGGAACACGCUACGUGGCCAAGCGGCCCGUCAGGGACCGCCUCCUCAAGGCUCGCGCCAUGAAGAUCCGCGAGGAGCGCAGCGGCAUGACCACGGACGACGACGCCGUGAGCGAGAUGAAGAUGGGGCGCUACUGGAGCAAGGAGGAGCGCAAGCAGCACCUGGCGAGGGCGAGGGAGCAGAGGAGGAGGAGGGAGUUCAUGAUGCAGAGCCGCCUGGACUACCUGAGGGGGGAGAGGGGGGAGGUGGUGGGCGGCGGGGAGGGGAGGACGCAGGGAGCGGGACAGGAGGAGGCCAGCAUCUUGGCUCUGAGUCAGAGGAAGAGCCACAGGAAGAGGAACAGGAGGAUCCUGGAUAACUGGAUCACCAUCCAGGAACUCCUAGCCCAUGGCAGCAGAUCUCCUGAUGGGAAAAAGGUCUACAACCCUCUACUGUCUGUGACCACAGUCUGAGGAGGAGAGGAGAGGGGAAAAGAGGAGAGGAGCGGAAAGGACAGGAGAGGAGAUGAGAGGAGACAAGAGCACAAUGGUAAAUCAGAGACAGACUCAAGACAUCCAUCAGAGAAUGGCUAAUCCAUAGUUAUUGAUUGGCCCUUUCCAAAAGGAGCUCAGGAGAAACAAGGAUAAGAGAUUUUAGAGAGGGUGAGUGUGAUGAGUCUAAUGCGCUAGGCAUUGAUAAGGAAGGAGAGCAAAGUAGGAAAGGGAGGAGGCCGGAGAAAACUCCACGCUUGAGUCACUAACAAGCAGAGGUACUUAGAGAAUUGAGCACGAGGGGAGAGGAGCAGAAGAGAGAGGAGGGGCUAUGAAGAAAGCACAAAUGAUCAUUUCUCCAUCGUAGCGCACGUCUGAAAGCACAGGGGAGAUGACCUGACACGUGGAAGGAUGGAUCGUCUGAAAGGGUGGAGAGAGAGAUGGAAAGCACAACUUUGUAACUCUGUUCCACUUAGCAGAGCCCAGCAGCAAGCAGAAGGCUAUUCAUUCUCCCGGCGAGCAGUGAUGACAUCACACCACAUCAGACAGACUGUAGAUCUGUCAUUAGUAGAAGCCACUUUGGCCCUGCUCUGGCAGGCGCUCCCUCAGAGGGCUCUAUAGCUCCUAUAUCUAGGCUGAUGGGCCAAACCUCCAUUUGUCAAAACUACUAACACACCAGGAGCUGGUGGACAUAAUGAAGUGUUUGCAUGGUUUGACAAAUAGAGCUGUACAGAUGUGAUGCUACCAUACUCUAUAAUAAUUAUAACUGAAUGUCUAUGUGUACCCUGUAUGUGUGUGUGUGAGAGUGCGUGUGAGUGUGUGUUCUUGUGCAUAGUUAUAGAAGUGUUAUGUACAGUAAGCGUGUGUGUCUCUGAUCAUAUUUAUCUAUCCAAGUUGCAGUUACAUUGUUGAUCCAGUAUAUGUCUUUCUUGGAUGAGAGCAUACACUAUGUAGACGUGUUGACGUUCUAGAAUAAAGACGUUUUCUAUCAUUCCAUCUCUGUGCCAGUACGUUCUUCAUUGUG